Messenger RNA from Colletotrichum karsti, 492 nucleotides. RefSeq lists its product as uncharacterized. The record is from RefSeq and is a predicted model, not a curated record. The transcript has 2 exons. The coding region runs from base 1 to 492 and encodes 163 amino acids. NCBI's taxonomy places the organism in Eukaryota, Fungi, Ascomycota, Sordariomycetes, Glomerellales, Glomerellaceae.
AUGUCCACACAGCAGGGGAUGCUGAAAGACAUUUUGGGCCAAGUUGGCAAGGGGACAUUUAUUGAGCCUCCUUUCAUCCCGGACUACGGAUGUAACGUCAUAAUUGGCGAGAAUUGCUUCAUCAACUUCAACUGUACCAUCCUGGACACAAGCUUGGUGAUUAUCGGCAAUCGUGUUCAGUUUGGUCCGAACGUGAGCAUUUACAGUGCUGGCCACGAGACGAGCGUACUGUCGAGGAUCAAGUUUGUCGAGUUCGGAGAUCCCGUCCGCAUUGAGGACGAUGCUUGGAUUGGCGGUGGCACAAUUAUCUUGCCAGGGGUCACCAUCGGGAAGGGGAGCACUAUCGGAGAAGGAUCUAUUGUGAUAAAGGAUAUUCCCCCUUAUUCUGUCGCGAUUGGUUCUCCGGCAAAGGUGGUCAAGGUGCUGCCUACCGUGGAGGAAGAAUUGGCAGACCCGGGGAACCCGUACAGAAAUAUGCCUGACAGGGAUUGA